AUGGCUGAGGCAUUGGCUGCCAUCGGCGCCAUCGCGGCGGGCCUUCAGCUUGCCGAAGGCUCUGCAAAAGCUCUUAUAAAGACCAUCCGCAUCAUCAAAGCACUUCGCGAGGUCCCUCCAAAGCUGGCAAAAUACCUCCAAGAGAUCGAAGCAUCAACAUCCCAGGUGGAACGUCUUUGCUACAACCUCUUACAAACCGAGUCCAAGUUCUACCAGCAGCUCAAAUCAUUAAGCCACACGGACGGGCUCAUAAACACCUUGGCCACCCUCCACGAAGCCACACAAGAAGUGAACCAGUUUCUCCUCCCGUUCGCCGACUUCGCCCCAGCAGCGGCAACCAGAGCGAAGCCGGGUCGCUGGUUGUGGAAGUCGAUCACAUCAUUGAAGAUGGAAAAGGAUUUGCCGCACAGGUUGGAGAGGCUGGAGCGGCUCAAUGGCGAGGUGAUACGUGAGCUUACAGCCGUGGGAUUGCAAGUCCAAAUGGCGACGCAUAAGCUCACGGCCGCGAACAACAGCCUUUCUAUUGAGGGCUUCGCUAGCAUCGGAGCGCAGCUGACCGAGCUCUCGGUUGGUAUCAAGACUCUCAGUCUAGCGGCUGCGCAGUCUCAAUCCAUCAGCAUUCGCAGCGAUAGCUUCGAGCGUGUCUCGGCUACCAGCUCGGGGGCGGCGAAUCUGGAUGAGAGCGAUGCAUGGUCAAAUUCUUCGUCUGUAACUUUCUCCGAGUCUGGACUGUACAAGAGCUCAUGGCAGAGGAUAUCGUCUCAGCCUCCGAGCCCGCAGACGGUUGCCCAACGAAAAGAACAACUCCGACUUCACUUACAGCGCGGCCUAUCGUCGAGCCUGACAAUAACUCCACGGGACACCCCUGCUGAUGCCCAUUUAAAUCUCGCACUGCUCAGUAUUCGGACCUUCUACACCAAGGGCAACUUUGAUCCAGCACCGGAAGUUCUGCAGCCACGCUUUUGGAAGGACUGCAGCAACAGCAUCUACUUCUUCAAGAUUUCAGAUUUCCCAAAGGCCCGCAUGCUGCUCCAGCAAUCGACUGCGAUCAAUUCUGACGAGAUAUUCACAAAGGGGUCAGCUACCGCGCUUAUCGAAAUUCUUAGUAUAUUGUCACCGAUCAACACCGCCACCAACCCUGAUGUUCGCAAAACCAUGCUCCGUUAUCUUCAUGCCUUGGCGGUACAACAGCUGCCUUGCCAGAGCCCUAUAAUGGUUGUUCUAUCGAGGCUGCACGAAGGCAUGGAGAGUACAGACUGGUCGCUGAGGGCACUUACUUGCAUCGUGGAUCGCCUGUGCGCCAGCCUCGAUCCAGCUAAUGAACUGAGGGUGCUCGCUCAAAGACGCCUCAUCGCCUUACUGCGCCGCAACAAGGACUACGAUGAGGCACUACGAGUAUGCAAUAAGGCUUUGGAAGAUAUCAGGAUGGCAACUGGGCCGGGAUCCCUUCUGGAACGAAAAACAGCACGCUUGCUGGAGCACGUUUUUAUGGACCAGGAGGACUGGGUGUCGGCUCUGGAAGUGUGCUUCGAUAUUGUCGAGCAAAGAUUCGAUGGCACCAUUGGAUUCAACCCAGAUCCACAAUGCCAUGACGAGUGUGCCGUGUGGACAAUGGAAGAUAUUGCAAAGAUAUACGAGAAUAGUGGUAAUCUGGAGGCUGCAAUAGCAUGGUUGAAGCAGGCACGGAUUAGUGGUGGCAUUUGCUGGGGGCCAGAUAUAUCGCUGGGACACAUUCAUGAUAAGCUGGUAGAACUGUUGGAGAGGUGUAAACUGCACGAUGAGGCAAAGCUUUGGAGCACUGCUUUUGGGCCGGCUAUGGUAUGA
Messenger RNA from Trichoderma citrinoviride, 1824 nucleotides. RefSeq lists its product as hypothetical. The record is from RefSeq and is a predicted model, not a curated record. Gene Ontology annotation, molecular function: protein binding. The transcript has a single exon. Lineage: Eukaryota; Fungi; Ascomycota; Sordariomycetes; Hypocreales; Hypocreaceae. The coding region runs from base 1 to 1824 and encodes 607 amino acids.